Messenger RNA from Nestor notabilis (Kea), 1683 nucleotides. RefSeq names its product megalencephalic leukoencephalopathy with subcortical cysts 1 (gene MLC1). Gene Ontology annotation, cellular component: endoplasmic reticulum; plasma membrane; cytoplasmic vesicle. Lineage: Eukaryota; Metazoa; Chordata; Aves; Psittaciformes; Psittacidae. The coding region runs from base 53 to 1192 and encodes 379 amino acids. Gene Ontology annotation, biological process: regulation of response to osmotic stress. The transcript is spliced from 12 exons. The record is from RefSeq and is a predicted model, not a curated record.
UGUGUUCACAAGACUGUUCUAAACUGACAGUUAACUUUUCAGUUGAAGUGUUAUGACCAGGGAAGAAGGUUACAGAGAAGAAUUUAGCUAUGACAGGAUGCCAACUUUGGAGCGGGGAAAACAAGAGAAUGGAAAUUAUAUACCAGAUAUCAAAUCCAGUGACCUCCAGCUAUCAAAAAGGCUGCAUCCGUGCUUUAGUUACAAAACGUGGAUCUUUUCUUUGCUGAUGGGAACUUGCCUCCUUAUCACUUCUGGAUUUUCACUAUAUCUGGGAAAUAUUUUUCCAUCUGAAAUGGAUUACUUACGUUGCGCAGCAGGUUCAUGUAUUCCUUCAGCAGUUGUGAGCUUUGCUAUAGCAAGGAAUAAAAUUAAUGUGAUACCCAAUUUUCAAAUUUUGUUUGUCUCUACAUUUGCUGUUACAACAACAUGUUUAAUUUGGUUUGGAUGCAAACUUGUCCUCAAUCCAUCAGCUAUAAAUAUAAAUUUCAACUUGAUUCUGCUUAUUCUGCUGGAAAUUUUCAUGGCAACUACCGUGAUCAUUUCAGCUAGGUCUACUGAAGACUGCUGUAUGAGAAAGAAAAAUACUGCAUAUGACAGUACAGUCGUUUUGAGCAAUGUCAGCUUUCCUACUCGAAUUCUGAAGUCAUACUCAGUUAUUGAGGUGAUUAUAGGAAUUUCAUCAGUAUUUGGUGGAAUAAUUGCUUUGAAUAUGGAUGUUCUAGUCUCAGGUCCAUAUCUUUCAGUAACAUUCUUUUGGAUCUUAGUUGCUUGCUUUCCAAGUGCUAUUGCAAGUCAUGUAGCUGCAGAAUACCCAAGUAAAUGUCUGGUUGAGGUCCUGAUUGCCAUUAGCAGUGUUACCUCUCCAUUGUUGUUUACUGCUUCUGCAUACUUAUCCUUCAGUAUCAUGCAAGUUGUUGACAUCUUUAAGAAUUAUCCACCUGCUGUCAAACAAUCGUAUGAUGUACUCCUGUUGCUUCUUAUGUUGAUGCUGCUAAUUCAGGCAUGCCUUACUAUUGGAACUGUAAUACAGUGCGUAAAUUACAAGACAAAAAUGAAACUACAUGAUUCAUCAUGGACAGCAUCACAGGUUAAAAAACAGGAAUUCAGAACAACAGAGGUUUCCAGUAAUACCUUAAAGGAUUUUGAUAAAGACAAAGCCUGGAAAGCAGUUGUGGUGCAGAUGGCUCAGUAGUUUGGAUUCGGCAAACACAGACUAUAUAGUACAAUCCAAUACAGUAAAUCAACUGUUUGAAUUAAGGCUUAAAAACUUUCCAGUAUGUUAUCAGCAAUAUAGUUACAGCAGUAGAAACCAAGGAAUAAUACAGUAAAUAAUAUGUCUCUCUAAUAAUUUUGAAAUAUGUUGGUAAUACGUUUAACACAUCUGUCUUCUGUUGGUAUCUGUAUGCUAGUGUUGCUUUAGAAGAUACCUUUAGAAAAAAGGUAAUGAGUCAUGGAUUUAUGCUGAUGGCAAAGUAAAAUAUGGCAAUAGAUAGUAGGCUUCAUACGUUUGCAAGAGAUUGUUAUAACUGCAGUUAUGCAGUCAGUGUAACUGAUAAAUGCUUUUGUAAAGUUAUGAGUACAAGUGAUUGAUAUUUUUGCUUAUACUUCACUUUUGUAGGAGUUGUAAAGUUGUUUUGCAUCUCAUUGCUUUUAUAUAAAUAAAAGUAUUAUGUGGAAAUUCAA